Molecule: messenger RNA, 504 nt
Organism: Moneuplotes crassus
Lineage: Eukaryota; Ciliophora; Spirotrichea; Euplotida; Euplotidae
Source: the annotation of a GenBank genome assembly
UUGUCCAUAUUAUUAAUAAGUAAUAAAAAUGAAAGACAAAAGACAAAUGUAUAAGCUUUACAAAUCAUCUUCCAAUGAAAGCAACUCUUCUGAAGAAUCCUAUCCAGAGGAAAAGAAGGAAGACUGCAAGUCUGAUGAAAGCGGAUCAAGUAAGAAGAUCGAAUUCUCUUCAUCCUCUGAGAUGGAAGAGUACUACAAAUCAUGCAUGACCGAAAGUCCACUUUAUUCUUCUCUCAAUCUCCCAAUGAUUGUUGAGGAAGAGGCAGAGUCUGAAUAUGGCAAACCUAUCGCAGAUUUGAAUCUUGAGUCUGAUGAUGAAGAUGAUUCACCCUUCUUCGUUGUGCCAAACAGCAAGUUAUCCUUUGAAGAUAGAUGUGAAUACUCUGGUUUGAUGAAACAAAUCUGGAAUCACAGCAAAUAAUUGAGCUACAUUAGCCUAAUUUGAACAAUUACUUGGAAGAGUAUUCUCGCUAAAGAGUUUUACUGUCCUCAUUGGUUCUUAAA